AUGGCCAUCAUCUCGGUGUCUGCAACGCACAUUUCAACACUCAGCAGUCGUGUGAGGGACCAAUUCCUCACGUGCAUUAGUGAGACUGACGACCAACCCUGGAUGCUGACGUCUGUGUAUCUGGCGCUCGUGGAGCUGCUUCGCUACAUUUCCCAGGAGGCCGUCUUGUGUUGUGUCAGAUCGUCCGCGGCAACGGCAUCUGCUGUGGAGUAUGCCCACCGGCACAGGGCUAUACUCAACCACAUCGGCGAUUUGCUCCAUUUUCCUCUGAACGAAAAAAAUUUAAGAACCUUCAGUUCAGGCAGGUGGAACAUCACGGACACACUGACAGCUUACGAUGAGCUCACGCGAUGUACAAACGACAGCGAGUUGUCCGAUGCAUACCGGCAUACUCUGGCCACCUUGACUCACGUGCGUGCUACCCUGGACGACCUUCGUGCUGUGCUCGGUGCCCGCAACCUGGACAUGCUGAGCUAUCACACAAGAAGGAUCGUCUUCAGCUGUAUUGCCAUUGUGACUGUCAUCGGAACAGCAGGUACUGUUUGCAUCAGAGUCAAGAAAAUGGCGGACUGUGUUAUCAGGUAUGCCCAGACACUUGAGAAGCGGACUGAGGAGCUGGACGUCGAGAAAUCAAAAACGGAAAAACUGUUGUAUCAGAUGCUCCCACCGAUGAUCGCUGACCAGCUGACGGCCGGCAUGCACGUGAUGGCUGAGAGUUACGAGUCAGUCUCCAUCUACUUCUCGGACAUCGUCAGCUUUACCUCCAUAUCAGCCUCAAGUACACCUUUACAGGUUGUAGAACUCCUCAACAAUUUGUACUCCACCUUUGACUCCCGCAUCGAUACGUACGACGUGUACAAAGUGGAGACAAUUGGUGAUGCCUACAUGGUGGCCAGUGGCGUCCCUACUCGCAACGGAGAAAAACACGCGGACGAAAUUGCAACCAUGUCCAUCGACCUUUUGGCAGCGGUGAAGCAGGUGCAUUUGCCAGCCCACAUCGAAGAUCGUCAUCUGAAAAUACGCAUUGGCAUUCACUCAGGUAGUAUGUGUGUGGCGGGGGUAGUUGGACUCAAAAUGCCGCGCUAUUGUCUCUUCGGCGACACAGUCAACACAGCUUCGCGCAUGGAGUCCAACUCUGAACCCAUGAAGAUACAUAUAAGCAAGGCCACCAAGGGUUUACUGGACAAGACGCACAGAUACAUCAUCACGUCCAGAGGUGAAGUUAAUAUAAAGGGUAAAGGACUCAUGGAAACUUUCUGGCUAGAAGGACGUAAGGACAUGGGAGAAGCUAAUGACAGCAUGGUCUGCAUGUGGCGACCAAAAAAGCUCCGACAAGCGAGCACGCCUGAUACGAGCCAUGGCAGAAUCUCAGAAACUUCUAGCAAUUCACACGACACUAAAUUCAAUGAAGAAGUUGCAAUUCUGGAUCGAAUUCCGGAAGGCCCCAACAGCGACUGCUCACUCCAGGACAAAUCAGGAGGAGUCAAUAUGCUUUCUGAAGUAUAUUAUGCGAACAAAACUGUAAACGACUACAACAAAGUAGCUUAAACCACUUUAUGUGCAAAGUCGGCUCACUUCACCAGAAACUUGCGAUCAAAAUUCGCAAAGCAGGCGUAUUUUUGCAGCUAGACUGUUGGCCCUCGUUUUAAACAGACUUCAGAAAGAAAGCACUGUGCCACCCUUUCCAAAUGCUUUCAAUGCCUGGAUCACUAUGACAAAACGAACUUUGAGAUUCGUGCUCCCAGAUAUCCUUGGGUCUCCCAGAAAUUUUAUCCCGUGUAAUGAUUAAGGAGCAGCCCAAAUUCUCUGGAUGUUGUCUAUUUGGAGUUAUAAAAUAAGAAGCUUGCGAAAGAAAGGACCCUUCCAGAACAAACUCUCAGGCCAGACAGCUAAAAAUAGAUGUGAAGUAAUUCUGAUAUUCCAGAUAUUCGGCUCCAGCACGUCCAGCACCAGAAGACUCAUCAGCAUUCUGUUACCUUUGAUGUUUUCAGAAAAUUCAGCCCAACAAGAUCUUUAGCACUGUAGGGUAAACAGUUUGCAGCUUAGAAUGUUAUGGAAUGUGAACUGAUGCACAUGAACAUGCUGAUGUGCAAUUAUUUUGAGUUUUGCCCUGUUUGGAUGUAAAUGCAACGGAAAAGACAUGCACCUCAGACAUUAACACUGAUCCAAAAUCUUCAUAUAGAAGUACAGAUUCGUGUCAUCGUUUAAGGUUUAAUAAUUUCAACGAAGCAUAUGCCAUGGAGCAAUGAAAAGAAAUAUUACCAAGUUGGCUUAUUUCUAUGCAUGUUGCGUUAUUGUUAUUGUGUGGGGUUUUUUUUUCUUUGGGUGGAAUGCAUACACCAAGAGUAAAGAUGUCUAUGGGUGGCCACCCACUCCUUUUGUUCCCACUGUAAGCUAUUUUUUUAAAUCUGCUAUAGUCAUUACAAGGUUACGCUCCUCCACCCCUACCCACAUUCUACCGCCUCUAACCAUCAUCCAUCACCACUACAAAAAUUGUGUAUUGCAUCUCGUUUAAAUGGGAUCCCCAAAAUCUGCUGAGUAGUAUAGUUAAUUAAAAAAUUAAAUAGUUUAAAGAACGGAUAAGAUUUAAGAUUUUUCUGUAUGUUAUCACCUUGAAUCAUUAUGAGAAUCUCUGAAGCGUAAAGCCUAGUGUCCUUCAGGGUUAAGGGUCAACGGGAGGUAACGCUGAUCGUUUUAAUAAAACUGCUUUUAUCAGUAGUUCGACAGUGACUGCAACUUUUAUCCAUCCCAUCGGACGUAUAUUUUGACAAGAAAAUGGCUGGCAUAAAUUAAAGGAAAGGCAUUCAUUUGUGGUAGCCUUUCACGAAUUUAGGGGAUGGGACUAUGCAAAUUAGUGCUUUAACCCUAAAGCAAGUCUUGGUUAAACAGAUGGACCACUCUAACAAAUUUGUGUCCAAUGAAUGUUUCAUAAACUUACUCAGGUCUUAUAGUAAUUUUUUUUUUCAAAAUUGAAAAUUUCUGUUUUCUGCACUGGCUCCCCAUCCGUUCUCGCAUUCUGUGAAAACUGUAUGUGCUAUUUUUUAAUUUCUUUGUUGGCUCCUGGCCUAUUUUUUUGAGCUUUUCUUCCCCUACCUCCCGGCGCUCUUCGUUUGUCCGUCUCCUAUUACUGUCACCAGAACAACAUAUGGUCACAGAAUUUAAGUUACUGUGCUGCAAAACAAUGGAGCUCUCUCUCUCUUUCCAUAUCCACCACCUAUCUACAAUUAAUCCUUCAAAUCUGCACUGAAAAAACUACCUCUUCCUUGAGUAUUUGCAGAAAAAUCAGACCUUUACAGCAUUACUCCUAACACACUCCACACAAUACUAGUCCUUUUUUCACUCUCCACUUUUGAUACUUUUUCUACUUAACUUCCACUACAAAAUCAUGACCUUCGUCUUUUUUUAAUAUUCAAUGGCUCAAUCUGUGUGUUUAUAUGUUUGUCUUCUAUCUGUCGUCAGUGCUGUUGUUUAUUCUUCCGUCACACAUAUACUGUCCAUGUCUCAUUCCUGUUGUAAUCGCUAAUUAGAGCAUCCUCCGCAGGGUUGUGAAUAUGGGCUAUAUAAAUCUUCAUUUAUUAUUAUAUUUAAAAUAAAGAGCCACUGAACGAAUAUGAUUUCGAAAUUAUGAUUAAUAUUCGCCUCACACGAAGCUAUAAUAUAGACCAGCCGUUGGGCCGUCAUCUCUCAAUUUCAUCGUCUCUGGUAGGGUCGUUCGCAAUCUCUAAGAAUGUCAUGCCAACUAGAAUCGAAGAACACGAAUACACACACGAUGGCUGUACAAACUGGUCAUGUCAGUCAGGUGGUUCCCGGGUUCACAGGGGUGGUAAUCCGUGUGACGUCACGGGGCUCCAGCUGCUGAGCCAAAACACGUUCUCAGAGGCGAUUCUUCGUUAUCCAGUAGAGCUCCAACUCUUUCAGUCCAUACACUAUAUUACAAUUUCUAAACCAUUUCUUCAAUUCACACAUCUUUCUCUCUUACGUUUACAACUUCCAUCUUCUAAUACAAGUCCAGAAGUAAUACAUAAAAAGAUGUCAUAAUCAAUAAACAGCUCAGUACCAAACUGUAUCCAACCUCGAUCGACACUACCCUCAACUACACACAAAUCUCACUCGGGAAAUGCACAAUCGCAUGUCAGGGAAGUCUUCCUCUUUGUAUCUUUGUAAAUUUCCUUUUCUCUUUUCGUCCAAAACCUACUGGUGAACUCUGUUCACUACACACUUUCUGUCGCCUUUAACAACUUCCAACUGAUGUUCUAAUCCAUUCAACAUACAUUUGACAUACACUUUCAGUCCGUGAGCCACCAAAGGGUUAAACACUCC
This is a messenger RNA of Pomacea canaliculata, 4320 nucleotides long. Its product is annotated as receptor-type guanylate cyclase gcy-3-like. The record is from RefSeq and is a predicted model, not a curated record. Gene Ontology annotation, biological process: cGMP biosynthetic process; intracellular signal transduction; receptor guanylyl cyclase signaling pathway. The coding region runs from base 1 to 1548 and encodes 515 amino acids. Lineage: Eukaryota; Metazoa; Mollusca; Gastropoda; Architaenioglossa; Ampullariidae. Gene Ontology annotation, molecular function: peptide receptor activity; guanylate cyclase activity. The transcript has 7 exons.